AUGGAAGAACUAAUUUUCACCAUAUUUAAAAACGAAAAUGAAAUGGUAUCGGUGGCGAAAUUCCUUGCGGCACUGAGAUCAGCGGGCCUGAGAAAGAAAGAUCCAAGGCUGCGAAAAAUGCUACAGAACUUCCAGCGUGCCCACCAGGAGCGCCUUCGAGAGGAAACUAUCGACCCGUACAACUUGCUGAUCGACAAAACUACAUUCGUUUCAUGCAUCAGUGAAAACGUUGUACUUAUUAUCCGAGCAUUACGAAACGAAUUCAUCAUUUCUGAUUGGCCAGCUUUCUGCCGAGAACUGGAGCACAUAUUCAAUUUAUGCAAACCUCUGAACGAUGGAAAGGUAGCUGAUUACAUACCGCAACUAGCCAGGUUCAACCCGCAGUGCUGGGGCGCAGCAGUCUGUACGGUUGAUGGCCAGAGAGCAGCGUGGGGCGACUUCGCAAAUCCAUGGUGCCUUCAGUCCAUAAGCAAAGCAAUAACGUAUGGAAUAGCACUGGACCAACUUGGUGGUGAAGUAUUGCACAGAUAUGUUGGCCAAGAACCGUCCGGAAGACUGUUCAACGAAAUUUGUCUGGACCACAACAAUAAGCCGCACAAUCCAAUGAUAAAUGCUGGUGCCAUUGUCAUUUCCUCUUUAAUAAAACGCGAAAUGUCGCUGGCCGACCGCUUCGAUUUUCUGAUGAAGAAAUACCAGGAGAUCGCAGGACAGGAAUACAUCAGUUUCAGCAACGCAACGUUCUUGUCUGAGCGUGAAAGUGCCGAUCGAAACUUCGCACUCGCUUAUUACAUGAGGGAACACAAGUGUUUCCCCGAGAAAGUAAACAUACACGAAGUGCUGGAUUUGUAUUUCCAGUUAUGCUCGAUCGAGGCUACAUGUGAAUCUGCAUCUGUCAUGGCCGCAACGCUGGCCAACGGUGGCGUCUGUCCGAUUACCGGAGCGAAAGCUUUGCAUAACCGUUCUGUCAGAGAUGUUUUGUCGCUAAUGUACAGCUGUGGUAUGUAUGAUUACUCCGGCCAGUUUGCAUUCCAGGUUGGACUUCCGGCAAAGUCUGGAGUUAGCGGAGGAAUGAUACUCAUUGUGCCAAACGUAAUGGGGUUUGCCCUGUGGUCUCCACCGUUGGACCAAAUGGGAAAUACCGUGCGCGGCGUGCAAUUUACGAAAUACUUGGUAGAACGUUUCAACUUCCAUAAUUAUGACAGUCUCGUACACGGAGAUUUGGCCAAAUUGGAUCCUAGGAAAAAGUCUGCUGAAAACGCUGCUAUCAGUCUAAACAAAACACUCUACGCCGCAGCUAAAGGCGAUAUAGCUGUACUGAAACGAUAUCUCCUUCAAGGAUUUAGCAUGGAUGUCAGCGAUUACGAUGGAAGAACGCCCCUUCAUCUGGCAGCUUCAGAAGGGCACGUGGAAACGGUUGAGUUUCUUCUGAAUACAUGCCGCGUUGACCCACAGCCGCAUGACAGGUUAAAAACCAUUAAUUGCGCUUCAAAUAAACAUGUACUGAUUAACAGAUGUGCAUCAUUCUAA
Messenger RNA from Soboliphyme baturini, 1527 nucleotides. Lineage: Eukaryota; Metazoa; Nematoda; Enoplea; Dioctophymatida; Soboliphymatidae. The record is from the annotation of a GenBank genome assembly.